Messenger RNA from Nilaparvata lugens (brown planthopper), 3432 nucleotides. RefSeq names its product nucleolar protein 6. The record is from RefSeq and is a predicted model, not a curated record. Gene Ontology annotation, cellular component: small-subunit processome; CURI complex; UTP-C complex. NCBI's taxonomy places the organism in Eukaryota, Metazoa, Arthropoda, Insecta, Hemiptera, Delphacidae. Gene Ontology annotation, biological process: rRNA processing; tRNA export from nucleus.
UAUAACUACAUUGAUAUGAAUUUGACUUUUUCACAGACAAACAAUGAUGAGUCAGAACCGAAGAAGAAAAAGAAGAAGACGCCAGUCAGUCGAGCGCCACCAACAGUAGAAGAGAUGACGCGACUGAGAGAGACCGAGACACUUUUCCAUUCCAAUCUGUUUCGGAUGCAGAUUGAGGAGCUGUUGCGUCAAGUUAGAACUAAAAAGAGAGAAAGAAGAUUGGCUCGGAUCUGGCUGGAAUCAGUGAUUAAGCAGUUGUCACCAGCCAGUGAGAAUGUUCGGAAAUCAAAGGUGAAGUAUCCGUUGCCCGAUUUGCCCAAAGACGCAAAGGAGGCUGAAUUCAAGUUUGUACCGCCGGUAGAUGUCAGAGUGAUCGGCUCUUUCAAUUCAGCCAUCUGCAUUGGACCAGAGAUCGGCAUUGAUGUGGCCGUCGUGAUGCCUAAGUCGAUUUUCGGCAAGGAAGAUUACCUGAAUGGCCGUUACUUGCGCAAGCGCGCACGAUAUCUGUGCAGCUUGGCAGAAUGUCUGCUCACUAUCGAUUCGGUCGACACGCCUCGUUUCUGCCUACUCAGCAGUAAUCCACUGAAGCCGGUUUUGGCAUUUGGCCCCUCUACUUCCGGGUCGACUGUUUCAGGUGGCGGUGAAACAUGGACGUCGAAGGUGACAGUUUAUCUGCAUGCUGUACCUGCGGCGGGAACUUUCAAAGCUAGUCGAUUCACGCCCGAGAAAAACAACGUGAGGAGUGGAUGGUGGAUGCCUCAACAGAAAAGCCCAGUUGACAGUCAAGGAGAGCUGAGUCUGACACCAACGCCCCACUAUAACUACAGUAUUGCUAGAGACAUUGCUAUGGAAGCCAAUGAAAACUUACAGAAGAGGAUCUAUGAAGAAAAUCCCAAUCUCAGAGAUGCUUUGCUACUACUCAAAGUCUGGUUGAGACAACGGAAGCUCGAUAGGGGGUUCGGCUCGUUCAACGGACACCUGCUAUCCAUGUAUGUCGUAUAUCUGUUCAACAUGCGCAAACUGAAUGCGCAGAUGAGCAGUUAUCAGGUGGUGCGCAACACGUGGCUCGCAUUGCAGAGCUCUGAUUGGCUGACUGAAGGCCCCGCCUUCUUGCCAGCAAGCACCAAUAACAGCGCAGAAUAUCACAAGCACUAUGAGGUGGUGUUCUUGGAUGCCACUGGCUUUGUUAACCUGGCUGCUGAGUUGAACAGGUUCACUUACUUAAGGGUGAAAGAAGAAGCAGAACUAGCCUUGAAGUAUUUGGACAACCCAGGUCUGAACAGUUUCCAAGUGUUGUUCCUGACCAAAAUGCCAUUCCUACAUCAGUUUGAUCAUGUUUUCAAGGUGCAAAAUCAUGAACCAUGUGUGCGUUCAGAGGUGGACCGCUUGCUGGACAGACGGGCUGUGCUGGUGGAACAGCUGGCCAGGCUUUUGUCGCGCGGUCUGGACCGUCGGCUGGCCGCUCUGGCGGUCGACUGCGGUCAGCCGGUCAGCUGGCCUGUGCAUGCGUCACACACACGUGUGCAGGCACAACUGUGCAGUUUGGUCGUGGGUCUGCGACUCAAUGCUGAGCAUGCGUUCUCAGUGAUCGAGAAGGGACCCGAGGCUAACUUGCCUGAGGCGAGCGAAUUCCGUGCGUUCUGGGGAGACAAGGCUGAGUUGCGCCGGUUCCAGGAUGGCACCAUUUGCGAGUCGGUGGUGUGGGAGUGUGCGCCAAGUGUGGUCAUGUCUCGGCGCCGUCUCAUCUGUCGUGCGAUCGUCACCCAUCUGCUCACAACCAAACUGCGCAUGCGCACAACCUGCCUCACCUAUUUCGCCGAUCAGAUAGAGCAAGUUGUUCAAACAACCAACGAGGAUGACUGCGACCUAGCGACAGCACAGCAGCGAGCGGUGGCUGCGUUGGAUGCACUGACCAGACAGAUGCUGGACGUUGAAGAUCUGCCGCUCACCCUGGCCGCUGUGCAAGGGGUCUCCGAUGUAGUUCGGUUUUGUGCCGCUAGAGCGCCUCAGCGAGCCUCACCAGACGCCAAUCAACGCUGCAAAGCUCCCAAAAGUGUGGAGCCGAUUGAUGCCGUGAUGCAGUUGGGUCUGUCGAAGAAGUGGCCACACGACCUGGCAGCCAUCAGUCGAAUUAAGGCUGCAUUCUACAUAGAACUCGCCAACAAACUCCAGCAGCGUUACCAACUCAUCGCCAAGCCUUUUCCCAACUACCUCAUUGUCUGCAAGGACGACUAUGUGUUCCGUAUGAGGGUGGUCUACCAGCAGGAGAUGAGUGUGAUGAAGGCGGUGGUGGGGGAAGGGGGCGUGGUCGCCUACAAGGACAACCCACAGUCUCUGGCAGCAGAGCGCGACCUCGUCCAUUUGCCACUCAUCACCAGUGUGUUGGCUGGGCUAUCAGGCGAGCACCAGGCGUUUGGAUCGGCAGCUGCACUGGCAAAGCGUUGGCUGCGCGCGCACAUGCUGGACGCCAUCUUGUUUCCCGAUGUGGUGGUCGACCUGCUGGUAGCCGCCCUAUUCGUUAGCCCCGCCCCCCUGGCCACGCCCCUCCAGCCACAGACCGCCUUCCUGCGGCUGCUGGAAAAGCUGGCCAACACCAAUUGGUGCACUGAGCCAAGAUAUGAGCGAAGUGGAUGAGCUUUUCAGAACAGGCAAGGAGUUGGGCUCUGGACCUGCCCUGUUCCUGGCCACCAGCUAUGACCGGUCAGGUGCUGUGUUCACCCGGAACGCCCCCUCUCUGCCCGUGCUCUAUCACCUGGCCAGAAUUGCGCAAGCCUCCAUUGAUGUCCUUCACAAUCAGCUGAUCAACGCUCAGCCGACCACUGACUUCAAGCUCAUAUUUCGACCUCCAUUGGAAUUCUUUGACUGGCUCAUACACAUUGAUGCAGCUAUGAAUGCGUCAGCUCAUCUGAGUAUUGAUGCAGCUGCCAUUGUGCAUUGUGAGCAAGCGACCAGGAAGAAAAAUAAGAAGGACAAUAAAGGGGAUCAAAACUUGUCUAUGAUGGACAAUAUUAAGGACAAUGAAGGGAACCAAAACUUGCCAAUGAUUGACUUCUGUCCAGUGAAGUGUUAUUUGCAAGAGCUUAGGGCCAAUUACGAUGAGAUGGCUCUCUUCUUCCAUGACUCAUACGGCGGAUGCAUAAUUGGCGUUCUAUUUAAGCCACAGGCUCUACAGACCAGAGAAUUUAAGGUUUCGCAUUUCAACUCCAGGAAGCCUGUCAUUGAAAAGGACAAGUUUAAGCUGGAACUGAAUAAGGAGGCCAUUCUUGAAGACUUCAAAGCAUUGGGCAAGGGUAUAGUGAAGGAAAUUGUUGUAAACAAAAAGUAACCUUCGAGCAUUUUGUGUAUGACUCUUGCAAAAAAAUAUCUAUUUCCUUUAUCGGUUGCAUUUCAACUGUUAAAAAAUAUAUAAUUUAAUAAUAAAUUAUUAUUAUU